Messenger RNA from Morchella importuna, 450 nucleotides. RefSeq lists its product as uncharacterized. The record is from RefSeq and is a predicted model, not a curated record. The transcript has 6 exons. Lineage: Eukaryota; Fungi; Ascomycota; Pezizomycetes; Pezizales; Morchellaceae. Bases 1 to 450 code for a protein of 149 amino acids.
AUGCAGAGGAUAUCACGUCUGCUGACUAGAGUAAAAACUACGAGAAAUAUGGCUUCAAGUACUUCUUUGAGUGAAAAACGUGUAAACGUAUUCGGGAGACCCUUACUGAUCCAUUCGGAGGAUCCGAUGACGGGAUUCUUUCGGAAUGGAUACUGUGAUACCAACGCAAGUGACUCUGGAAACCACACUAUCGCCAGCGUCGUCUCAGACAAGUUCCUCGACUAUUCCGCCGCAAAGGGUAAUAACCUCCGCCCGGUUGGGCUAAGGGAUGGGUGCAAGUGGUGCCUAUGUGUGAAUAGAUGGAAGGAGGCAUUCGAUGCUUACAGGAGGGGCGAGGUUUCUAUGGACACAGUCCCGAGGGUUGUACUAGGCUCCACGCAUAUCAGGGCGCUCGAAGGAGGUAUUAGAAUGGACCAACUCGAGGAGUUCAAAUUCGAGGAGAAAAAGUAG